GGAAGUGUUAAAGUCAAGCAGCUUCAGAUUUCUGCUUUAAGUGGAAGGAGUGAAGUGACGGAGACAGUUCUCCUGCAGGUUAAUGAUUUGUCUCAUCAGGAUCAUAUUCAGAAUGAAUAUCCAACAUGUUCUCUUUGUCUGCUUCUUAUCAGCACUGUGUGGGGGAGACUCUGGGCUCGUCAGUGCAAGACUCAACCUUUACACAGGAGCUGUAGGAGGAAGUGGAACAAUUAAUUGCCCCUUGCGUCUGUCUGGAAGCAACAAGUUCUUCUGUAAGGAAGAAUGUAAAGCAGAAGAUAUUCUCAUUAGAACAGAUGGUGUCACAGCUCACAGUGGCAGAUACAGCAUUAAAUACAGAAAUGAUUCUUCUGAAAGAGGAACUCUGUCUGUGACCAUCACAGAUCUGACCAAGUCUGACUCAGGACGGUACAGGUGUGGUUUGGGACAAACCUUGGUUCCAGAUUCAUACAUUGACUUUGAGAUCAGAGUUUCAGAUGCACCGUUGGGGAGAAACUCUAGUUUUAUCCGUACAUUAGCAGAAGGAGAAAAUAUCACUUAUGGAUGCAGCAAUACUGUCUACAGAAAGAAGAAGUUCUUGUGUAAGGGCGAUUGUAAAACAGAAGAGGACAUUCUCAUUGAAACAGAGGAGAACAGAGCUCAGAAUGGCAGAUACAGCAUUGAAUAUAAAGAAGGAUCUCUAUAUGAACUGUAUAUGACCAUCACACAGGCGACCAAGUCAGACACAGGAUGGUACAAGUGUGGUUACGGCAGAGCUUUGUCUCCAGAUUCAUCUUAUAAGUUACCAAUCCUUGUCAUUGAUGCCUCCACACCAACACCAACAGCAACACCAGCAUCAGCAGCCACCCAGUUGUCAAAUGUGCUGCUGUAUGUGAUUGUGACUGCUGUCAUCAUCGUCAUCAUCUUGGGUCUGGUACUGACCAUAAUCUGCAUUCAGAGGAACACCAAACUUGACUGUUGGAAGACCAGAGGGAACUCAGACGGCAAAAACCUUGAGAUGGCCAUCUAUGAGAACUGUCCUCCAGUCUCUACAGGUGCAGACUACCAGAGCCUCGAUCCAGCCAUCAGGAAUCAGGACCAAACCUACUCUACACUCAAACACACGCAACACACAUGAAACUGUUUGGAUUCAGGUCUGGAUUCUGUUUCUGUUCCUCAAAGGUCCAGUUUGUACGGUGAAAUAUGAGAAUGUGUUUCUCACUUUGCUGGUGUGUUACUUCUUUUCAUCUUGUGGUAAAUUCUUGAUUUGUUUGCUUUUUGUCUAUUUGCAUGUUUUUUUUUUUUUAAUUUGAGCUCUCAGGGCCACUGUACAUUUGGAGUAAAUGGACUUUAUUUUCACAUGCUGCCAUUGUGAUGUAUUAACUAUAAUAUUGAUUUCAUAAUAAUAAUAAGGAGAAGAAUGAUUUGUUUUAAAGUUUUAUAUCAUUAAUAAACAGCAUUUCAUUCAUGUUUAAUACAAACUACAUAAGAACUAGUUUGUGUGAUUCAACUUGUUUUAAUGUAGUGAUGUAUAAAUCUCCACUUACAGACCCUUACAUAUUAUAAGGUUAAGUUUGACUUACAAACAACAGAUCUCCAUUACAUUUUCUGUGGAUAUUCAUGAUCGUGAGCUGAUGCUGCUGAGCAUCAGGUGUGGUUAUACAUGUACAUAUUUAUAUGCAUAUUUAAUACCCAUAUGUAUAUUUGUUGUUGGUAAAGCACUUUGGACCUUUGUGUUAAAAAGGUGCUAUAUAAAUAAAGCUUUACUUACUUACUUUCAUGUAUCUGAGCUAAUGGGUUAUUUUUCCUGCCAUUAACCAUCAAUUGAUGGUUUCUUGCUGUUCAUGAUGAAUUAAAUUGCUCACAAAGUACCAGUGUGUAGUGUUUUAUGAGUGUAUGUAAUUAAUUAGCAUGUCAAUAAAAUGAUCAUAUUUCUUA
Molecule: messenger RNA, 1935 nt
Organism: Dicentrarchus labrax (European seabass)
Lineage: Eukaryota; Metazoa; Chordata; Actinopteri; Moronidae
Product: polymeric immunoglobulin receptor-like
Exons: 7
Coding region: 83-1135 (350 amino acids)
Cellular component (GO): plasma membrane
Molecular function (GO): transmembrane signaling receptor activity
Source: RefSeq, a predicted model, not a curated record